AUGGAGAAAGGGAUGGGCAUUCUGCAUGUUUUGAGGCACCAUGCAUUGGCAUUUGAGCAGCAGGAUAGACAGGAGCUGGGGGAGGGACAGGGGCAGGAGGAGGGUGAUAGCCACCAAAUCCUGGAGGAUAGACAGGGGCAGGGGCAGGAGCAGGAGCAGGAAAAUAGCCAAAGCCUGGAGGAUAGACAGGGGCAGGAGCAGGAGCAGGAGGAAAACAGCCAAAGCCUGGAGCAGGUGGGGGUGGUGCAUAUGAGGAAUAUUCUGAAUAAGAUAUGUCAGCAACGGUCGAAGUUUUCAAUCAAAAUACACAUACCAUAUGGGGAGCAUCUGGUGCUACAGGGGCAGGAUCAUUUUGCGGUAGACAUUGUGCAGGAGGCGAGCCAAGGUUACGUUGAUUUCUCUCAGCACGACGUGCAGCAGACUGAGCUCGUUGAGGGGAAGUAG
Suillus paluster is the source of this 444-nucleotide messenger RNA. RefSeq lists its product as uncharacterized. Bases 1 to 444 code for a protein of 147 amino acids. The transcript is spliced from 3 exons. The record is from RefSeq and is a predicted model, not a curated record. Lineage: Eukaryota; Fungi; Basidiomycota; Agaricomycetes; Boletales; Suillaceae.